Messenger RNA from Acomys russatus (golden spiny mouse), 737 nucleotides. RefSeq names its product pyroglutamyl-peptidase I (gene Pgpep1). Gene Ontology annotation, biological process: proteolysis. NCBI's taxonomy places the organism in Eukaryota, Metazoa, Chordata, Mammalia, Rodentia, Muridae. Bases 108 to 737 code for a protein of 209 amino acids. Gene Ontology annotation, cellular component: cytosol. The record is from RefSeq and is a predicted model, not a curated record. The transcript is spliced from 5 exons. Gene Ontology annotation, molecular function: pyroglutamyl-peptidase activity.
CGCGCAGGCCCAGCGUUGGGAGGCGGGGCUUGACGGCCGGGCGGGGUUCGGGGGGUCGGAGUCCUCUCCAGUCCCCGCCGCCAAGGUCCUGGUGAGCGAGUCCGGCCAUGGAGCAGCCGCGGAAGGCGGUGGUGGUGACCGGGUUCGGCCCUUUUGGGGAGCAUACUGUGAAUGCCAGCUGGAUCGCUGUCCAGGAACUGGAGAAGCUGGGCCUCGGGGACAGCGUGGACCUGCACGUGUACGAGAUCCCCGUGGAGUACCAGACCGUGCAGAGGCUCAUCCCCGCGCUGUGGGAGAAGCACAGCCCCCAGCUUGUGGUACAUGUCGGGGUGUCAGGCAUGGCCACCACAGUGACACUGGAGAAAUGUGGACACAACAAAGGCUACAAAGGCCUGGAUAACUGUCGCUUCUGCCCCGGCUCGCAGUGCUGUGUGGAGGACGGCCCGGAGAGCAUCGACUCCAUCAUCGACAUGGAUGCCGUGUGCAAACGGGUGACCACUCUGGGGCUGGACGUGUCUGUCACCAUCUCCCAGGAUGCUGGCAGGUACCUAUGUGACUUCACCUAUUACACCUCGCUCUACCAGGGCCGAGGCCGCUCAGCUUUCGUCCACGUGCCCCCGCUGGGCAAGCCCUACAACGCCAAUCAGCUCGGCCGGGCACUGCGGGCCAUCAUUGAGGAGAUGCUGGGCGUCCUGGAGCAGGCAGAGGGCGACAUCAGCUGUUGCCACGAGCACUGA